AUGCCUGCUGCUAGGCUAUCUAUUGAACAAGACGUUGGCGAUGUCUCUAGGGACGACAUCGCCGCCACUGGGAUGCACACGCCAGUCUCUGAUGCCGAAAACGCUGUUGAGGAUAGCGCUCAGUACGACCUACCCUCCUUUCUAAGCGCCUCCACCUCCCGAGUCCGGCGUCGAUCCGAGCUUGCAUUCGCGCGCAAUGGCAAAGAACGCGUGCGCGACGAGCACACGCAUACGUUCGAGCUCCCGGCGCUCUCGCCUGACGCGAUCGCGCGUUCAAGGCAAAUGCCGCCUCAAACUCAGAUCGAGCUGCUCGAACAGGAAGACCAGUACAAGGAGGACCUGUCAGCGGGUCCAAGCUCUCUCGUCCCAUCCCUACGCUAUGCGCCCUCGCGUACAGAAGGUGAAGGCGCCUCCUAUCCACCGAGUGUACACGUUGCUGUCGCGCGCACGCCUGCGCAUCGCCGUAUCGCCCGCUUGCAAUUUGCUACAUUCUGCUUCUCUUUCUUCCUUGAGGGCUGGAACGAUGGAUCAACCGGACCGCUCCUACCUACGAUUCAAGCCUUCUAUGGGCUCAACUACGCCGUAGUCAGCAUGGUGUUCAUCCUGAACGCGGUCGGUUUCAUCCUAGGUGCUGCGACACUAGUCUUGCUUGUCGAGCGGUUUGGCAUGGGAAAGGUUGCCUCUUUUGGCGCUUUUGUCCAGCUGAUCGCGUACGCGAUGCAGGUUCCUGCUGGACCCUUCCCCGAAUUUGCUGUGAGCUUCACCCUGGCGGGCUUUGGUCUCUGCAUGCAGAACGCCCUUGGGAAUGCAUUCGUUGGUGGUCAAGCUGAGAAUACAGCUACCAUGCUCGGAUUACUACACGGCGCAUACGGCCUGGGCGCAUUCGCUGCGCCACUGCUUGCAACACACUUCUCUACCCAGACUCACUGGUCGUAUCAUUACAUCACUAGCCUGGUGCUCGCCGCAGUCAACUUCACACUCCUAACCGCCGUUUUCCGCUUCAAGACCCAGGAAGCAGCGAUGCAGGAAGCAGGUUACGAGCCCGCACCUGCGGAAGCAAACCGCGGUAGCCAGUACGGUGCAAUUCUCAGCAUCCGGGCGGUCUACUUCCUCGCCGCUUUUGUGCUCAUCUAUGUCGGCGUUGAGGUCACACUUGGCGGGUGGAUCGUGACCUUCAUCAUUCGCGAGCGCGCCGGUGGUCCGAGCUCGGGUUACAUCUCCUCGGGGUUCUUUGGCGGUCUCACGGUUGGUCGGGUCACACUCCUCUGGCUCAAUAAGCGUAUUGGAGAGACCCGCGCGCUUACGAUAUAUGCCAUCCUCUGCAUCGCACUCGAGGUGACGGUGUGGGCCGUACCCAGCUUGAUCGAGAAUGCUAUCGCCGUCAGCAUGAUCGGCCUGCUCAUGGGCCCCAUGUACCCCAUUAUGGUCGGCCACACGUCGAAGAUCCUCCCCCGAUUCGUGCUCAACGCUGCCCUGGGGCUCAUCAAUGGCCUCGGGCAGACAGGUAGCGCACUCCUCCCAUUCCUCACGGGUGUGCUUGCCAGCAAAUUCGGUAUCACUAGUCUGCAACCUCUGGUUGUAUCUAUGAUGGCCUUGAUGACUGUCAUCUGGUUUGCCAUCCCCAAAGGGCACCGGCGUCAAGAGUGA
Molecule: messenger RNA, 1647 nt
Organism: Peniophora sp. CBMAI 1063
Lineage: Eukaryota; Fungi; Basidiomycota; Agaricomycetes; Russulales; Peniophoraceae
Source: the annotation of a GenBank genome assembly